Molecule: messenger RNA, 1212 nt
Organism: Paramormyrops kingsleyae
Lineage: Eukaryota; Metazoa; Chordata; Actinopteri; Osteoglossiformes; Mormyridae
Product: MAPK regulated corepressor interacting protein 2-like
Source: RefSeq, a predicted model, not a curated record
AGCGGCGAAGUGUCUGUGGGACCCGACUGCGCUCCCGUUACACUAUAACUUCCACAGCGCCCAAAGUUACACCUUAGCACCGAUCGUCCGGGGACGGACCUGUGUCGCAUGCAGGUUACACGGCCAUCUACAUGAUUAAUUUACGACGGAAGUUGCCAGCCAAGCUGAUCCGGACGGACGGUGCUACUUCGGCUUCACGACAGAGGGAGUUACUGAUCUGCUGUCGCUGAUGACUGAAGUUUAACAUACGGAUCGCUUUUUAUUGCGGUUCUGCUGCAAUUUAACGGAAAGGUGUUACAACCCGUCACGAUUUUUUUCGUCAUUUUGAAUGACUGUGAAGAAGAAAUAGACAGAGGGGAGUCUUUUAUAACCAUUUCGACUUUUUAAAUACAAAUUACGGUUUCUUUUCUCCCUAUCUGAUCGUUUUGCUGUUCUGAUUUUGAUCAGUUGGAAUUUCGUACUCUCCUGUGUGAUAUUGGCCAGUGCCGGGGUACAUCGUAAAGCGCAUGAUGUACACGAUAACCAGAGGUCCCAGCAAAUUUGUUACGCAGCGAAGAACAGGUCCCACGCAGCAGAUCGACAGCAAACUCAACGAGGCUAAGAUCAAAUCAGGCGCUUGGGCUUUGACAAACUCUCCGCCAACCAAGCCGGUGUUCCAGCCCCUGAACGGGAAGCGGCACCUCCGCGCGGCGGCGCAGCAGCACGAGGGCUUCACGGCGGCGCACGAGGAGAACGUCAAGUUCGUCAACGAAGCCUGGCAGGAAGUAAAACAGCAGCUGAGAGAGAGCAACCAAUCAGAGCAAGGCCAGGGGCCGGUGCAGUACUCGGAGAAGACCCCCAACCCCAGCAUGAAGAACUUUGUGCCUAUCGAUCUAGAGGAGUGGUGGGCACAGCGAUUCCUGGCCAACAUUGUCAACCUGGCGUGAAAGAGGGCUGAUGUGGAAAGGUGACACCCGAUGGCCACUAGAGGGCGUGCAGACGCACCUUUCUCAAACCUGCCACGUUGAGCAACAGCAGCUGUUGGGAAGUUUAGAAGAGCUGUCACGCCUGCCCCCCUGCCAGGCCCUGGCUGUCUGAACUCUGACCCUUAGGUUACGGCUCCUGCGGGAACCAACAGCCAACUGGCAUCCGGCCAAACUGUCCUUAACUGUGCUGAGAAUAAAUGUGUAUUACUGAGAGAAUCAUUUUUAAAAGUAAACACUAUUUUCAAAA